CCCGGACAAAACGGGGCGAGAGCGCAUGGAGAGCAGAGAGGAGGAGAGGAAGGGCAGCGGUGGCGCCGCCGCCGGCGGCGGCUCGACCCCUGGGGCGAAUCUAAGGGACCUGGUGUCGAGGGAAUACUACGGCCACAAGAAGAAGGUGCACUCUGUAGCAUGGAACUGCCUAGGCACAAAGCUUGCUUCAGGAUCGAUCGAUCAUACCGCACGUGUCUGGAGCAUUGAUCCACAUGUCCAUUCUAAGGUUAAAGAUAUUGAACUGAAAGGCCACACAGAUAGUGUAGAUCAGCUUUGCUGGGAUCCAAAUCAUCCUGAUACAGUUGCUACUGCAGCUGCUGACAAAUCUAUUCGUCUUUGGGAUGCUCGAAGUGGAAAAUGUCAAGUUGUUGAACUUAGUGGAGAAAACAUCAACAUCACAUAUAAACAUGAUGGCACUCAGAUAGCUGUUGGAAACAAGGAGGAUGAGCUGACGAUAUUGGAUGUUAGGACACUUAAAGUUGCUAAGAAACACAAGUCUACUUACGAGAUGAAUGAGAUUGCUUGGAAUAAAGCUGGAGAUCUAUUCUUCAUUACUACUGGGUUAGGGCACGUUGAGGUGGUUAAGGAUCUUGAGUUUUUAAAGCCCUGCAAGCUGAAUGCUCAUACAGCAGGGUGUUAUUGCAUUGCAAUGGAUCCACUUGAUAGGUAUUUCGCUGUUGGAAGUGCAGAUUCACUUGUCAGUCUUUGGAAUGUCAAAGAGUUGUUAUGCAUUAGAACCUUCACAAAACUUGAGUGGCCUGUAAGAACAGUUAGCUUCAGUCAUACUGGAGAAUUCAUUGCAUAUGCCAGUGAAGAUCCUUUCAUUGACAUUGCCAAUGUUGAGACUGGACGAUCAAUUCAUCAGAUUCCAUGUAAAGCAGCUAUGAAUAGCGUUGAAUGGAAUCCUAAGUACAACCUCCUGGCCUAUGCGGGAGACGACAAGAACAAGUAUAUGACUGAUGAAGGUGUUUUCCGGGUAUUUGGCUUCGAAACACAUAAUUGAUGCUGACUUAGACUACCCUCAUAUAGAAUGGUUUGCAUUGUAGAUUCACUUUCGAAUUUUGUUUACACUGAUACAUUUUGUAGAUGUUCAGUGUAACUUGGAUGCUAAUCAAUCUUCUGCCGGCUUGAACUGAACGUCAUUGUUGUAGUGUAUCACAGGAUACCCAUGUGACUAACGUAUUUCCGGGAUCCAAUUCUAUUUUUAUUACACUUACUUUUUAUUAUAGUAUGGAGAUGUAUUCAUUUUCUUUGAAUUGAUUUUGAUCCGCAAUACUAUCGAAGUAAAAAGGGAUCUAAGU
Messenger RNA from Zea mays, 1322 nucleotides. RefSeq lists its product as uncharacterized. The coding region runs from base 26 to 1024 and encodes 332 amino acids. Lineage: Eukaryota; Viridiplantae; Streptophyta; Magnoliopsida; Poales; Poaceae. Gene Ontology annotation, molecular function: protein binding. Gene Ontology annotation, biological process: mRNA export from nucleus. The record is from RefSeq and is marked provisional. The transcript has 11 exons. Gene Ontology annotation, cellular component: THO complex part of transcription export complex.